UUCAAGUGCUAAGACGUAAAAAUCAGAAAUAAAAACACCGGUCGCAAAAAAAUAAUAUAGAAAAAUCAAGAUGUGGCUAAAAGUCAUUGUACUUGGAAUAUUCCUGACUUGGGCAAGCGCUCAAAACAAUUCGGCUCAACCGAAAGUCGUUUGUUAUUACAACUCAACGAGCUUCUUACGUGAAGGUUUGGGAAAAGUCGUCAUCAAUGAUGUGGAACAAGCGUUACCUUUUUGCACACAUUUAGUUUAUGGAUGGGCUCAAGUUGACUUUACCACAAAUAAAGUUGUUUCCAGUAAUCCCUCACUCGAUCUUGAUUCGGGCAAAGGUAACUUCCGUCUCGUGACUACGUUGAAACGUCGCUAUCCUCAAGUAAAAUUCUUGCUUGGUUUGGGUGGCUUGCCCUACGACAAGGAACGUACUGAGGCCUAUUACGGUGUCUUGGAGAACAGCGGACAUCGUUUGUCGGUGAUAAACAGUGCUUACGAAAUCAUCAAGACCUACGACUUUGAUGGCAUCAAUGUAGCAUGGGAGUUCCCACCAAUUAAACCAAAGAAAAUCCGAAGCACUCUCGGAAGUUUCUGGCAUGGAACGAAGAAAUUGUUUGGCGGAUCGAAACCAGUUGAUGAGAAAGCCGAUGAACAUCGUGAAGCUUUUACAUCACUUGCACGUGACUUCAAGAAUGCCUUCAAACUAGACAACUACAUUGUUGCUGCUACUGUUUUGCCGAAUGUUAAUGCAUCACAUUAUUACGAUGUACCAGUCGUCAUGAACCACUUGGACUUUGUUGUCUUGGGCUCUUUUGACUUCUACACACCAGAACGUAAUCCAAAAGAAGCUGAUUUUUCUGCUCCCUUGUACCCCUUGAGUGAACGCAAUCCCGAAUUGAAUGUCGAUUCUCAAGUCAAUUACUGGUUGAGCAAUCGCGCUCCCGCUACAAAGGUCGUCGUUGGAAUUCCAACUUUCGGACGUGCCUGGGAAUUGGAUUCUGAUUCCGGAUUGACUGGAGUUCCUCCACUAAGUGCUGAUGGACGUGCCGAUCCUGGACCACAAACGCAACAAAAAGGAAUUUUGAGCUGGCCCGAAGUAUGUGCCAAAUUGCCAAAUCCCAGCAACGCCAACAAAAAAGGUGCCGAAGGACCUUUGCGUAAAGUUGGCGAUCCAACAAAACGUUAUGGAUCGUAUGCUUAUCGUUUGGCUGAUGAUGACGGCGAAUGGGUGUCGUACGAGGAACCCGCAACGGCAGCAAUUAAGGCACAAUACGUCAAAGCAAAGGGAUUAGGUGGUAUUGGUAUUUUCGAUAUUGACAAGGAUGACUUCCGCGGCGCCUGCCAAGGUGAAAAAUAUCCAAUUUUGAGAGCUGCUAAGCAACCGUUGUAGCAACCAGAUUGUGUGAGAGUGAGUUUGAAAGAAAACUCACCGAUGAAUGUGACUAAAAUCUAAAUUUUUAUACAUCUUGACAAUAAAAAGGAAUAAAAUUUUAACAAAUUU
Culicoides brevitarsis is the source of this 1489-nucleotide messenger RNA. RefSeq names its product chitinase-like protein Idgf4 (gene Idgf4). The record is from RefSeq and is a predicted model, not a curated record. NCBI's taxonomy places the organism in Eukaryota, Metazoa, Arthropoda, Insecta, Diptera, Ceratopogonidae. Gene Ontology annotation, molecular function: chitinase activity; chitin binding. Bases 71 to 1378 code for a protein of 435 amino acids. Gene Ontology annotation, cellular component: extracellular region. Gene Ontology annotation, biological process: chitin catabolic process; carbohydrate metabolic process. The transcript is spliced from 4 exons.